UGCACCCAUUCAUAAGGAGAGGAGGACAGCCUGGUAGGCCACUGCACAGUCUGCGCUGCACACACCCAUUCUGUAGGCUACUACUGUAAGUACAGCAGAAACAUGGCUGUGCUCGGGAGUUACUCGGCACCUUUGCUUGGAAUCAGCAUCUUCAUCGCUGCUCUGACCUACAUCACCUACAAGCUGCUCAGCGGUUACCUGGACAAAUGGUUCACCAUGAAGCCUAUUCCUCAGGCCGACGGAACGUAUAUCUUUAUUGGAAAUGCAUUCCAGUUCAAAUACAAUGCAGGAGAUUUCUUUCAGCAAAUUAUGGACUUCACCCGUGACUUCGCGAGUGCUCCUCUAUUUAAACUCUGGAUAGGACCAAUCCCAUUUGUGAUCCUGUUUCAUCCUGAAACGGUUGAGACGGUUCUGACCAACGCUGUUCACAUGGAGAAAUCCUAUGCGUACAAAUUCCUCCACCCUUGGCUCGGAACUGGCCUUCUUACUAGCACUGGCCUUAAGUGGCGUCAGCGGCGGAAGAUGUUAACGCCCACCUUCCACUUCUCCAUCCUGACGGACUUCCUGGAAGUUAUGAACGAGCAGGCCGAGAUCCUGGUGGAGAAGCUGGAGAAGCAGGUGGGGAAGGGUCCAUUUGACUGUUUCAGCCACAUAACCUUGUGUGCCCUGGACAUCAUCUGUGAAACUGCAAUGGGGAAAAAAAUCUAUGCCCAGAGUAAUUCUGACUCAGAGUAUGUUAAGUGCGUGUACAAAAUGAGUGACAUUGUCAGCCGCAGACAGAGGAGUCCUUGGUUAUGGCCUGACUUUGUGUACAACUACUUUGGUGAGGGUCGGAAGCAUGACAAGACCCUCAAGAUCCUGCACUCCUUCACAUACAAAGUGAUACACGAAAGAAUGGAGAAUAUUUCCUUAGAUGAAUCAGACAGCGACUCGGACAAGGGCACGAAGAAAAGACGAGUAUUUCUGGACAUGCUCUUGAAGACCAAAUACGAGGAUGGCAGCAAAAUGAGCCAUCAGGAUAUUCAGGAAGAAGUGGACACCUUUAUGUUUGAGGGACAUGAUACUACAGCAGCCUCGAUGAACUGGAUCAUACAUCUGCUGGGCUCCCACCCAGAGGCGCACAGGAAAGUUCAACAAGAGCUUCAGGAGAUCUUUGGUACAUCUGACCGGCCCGUAAACAUGGAGGACCUGAAGAAGCUCAAAUACCUGGAGUGUGUAAUCAAGGAGGCGCUGCGACUGUUUCCCUCUGUGCCUUUUUUUGCCCGCAGCAUUGGUGAAGACUGCCACAUCAAUGGUUUCAAGGUGCCCAAAGGUGCCAAUGCCAUCAUCAUUACCUACUCUCUCCACCGUGACCAGCGGUACUUCCCUGACCCUGAGGAGUUCAGGCCUGAGCGCUUCCUGCCUGAGAAUUCAGUGGGAAGGCCUCCGUAUGCGUACAUCCCCUUCUCCGCUGGACUCCGCAACUGUAUCGGUCAACGUUUUGCACUUAUGGAAGAAAAGGUGAUCUUGGCGUACAUUCUGCGUAACUUUAGCGUUGAAGCGUGUCAGACUCGUGAAGAGCUGCGGCCGUUAGGAGAACUCAUCCUGCGACCAGAGAAGGGCAUCGUGAUCAAACUGGAAAAGAGGAAACCCCCAACCUCAUCAAACUAGCAGCUGCUCCGGUUCAUAGAAGCUAUUUUCUAAAUUCCCGUUCCUUUGUGGCCUUCAUUUACAGAACAUCCUGCCCAAUUCUAAUAGUGGUGGAUACUGUGAUUGUUUCUAAAUACCCUUAGGGAGAGUAAAGACGAUGGUUGAAAAUGAACUUUUUCGUCCACCAGCCUAAUGGCUAGUGAAUGUUUAAAUUUUACCAGCCAAUCAAUAGAUGAGCAUUGAUUUUUUUUGGUCUACCAGCCACUGAUAUUUUACCAGCAUUUGGCAAGUAGAUGGUGCUAGUUUUGAACCCUGGUAGUGACCAUGGUGUUUAAACUUAAAGUUUAGAAUCUACUCAUCAUUAUGUUCAUAAUUACCAAAUAAUAACAUAAAAAUAGAACCACAUGAAAAUAUAUUGAGAUGUAUUUUCAACAUUGUUAGUUUUAGAGAAAUAACUACUGUAGAUGAUGCACUAUUCUGGGUCCGAUUAGCAACAACUCUGCACUAUUGUUGUAUCACAAGAAUUAAAAAAAAGAAAAAUGCAAAUAUGUUAUUUUGGUAAUGAAAUGCUGUAAACAGCUUUCAGAGUAAGUGCGUUAAGUAAGUAAGUUAGCUUAAGAAAAGGAUCUCGUCAUUAACUCAGUGACAUGAAUGAUGUUACUUUCAUUCUUUGCAAUACCUUACAAUGUUUUAUUUUUUUAAUUUUGAAGAAAAAGUGUGUGUUAUAUAGAUGAAUAUGAGACAUUUUGUGCAGAGCAGGGCUUAAUAACAAACAAUUUUACAUACAGUAUUCAUUACAUUUACAAGAAAGACACGCCUUUCAUUUGUGCAGCAUUUCCUCUGACUGUUCAUUUUCAAACAUCUAGCUGCAGUUUUUGCUUGAAUGACCUUAUACUCAGCUACUACAGUUUGUUUAUUAAUGUAUGUUUGAUAGAUCAUUUACGUACAGUACUGUGUAUCUUUCUGAAUUUUUUCUUGUGUAAGUCCAACUGGGAAGGGCAGUUUAUGUAACUGAAGGAGUGUGAUGUU
Etheostoma spectabile (orangethroat darter) is the source of this 2658-nucleotide messenger RNA. It is a transcript of the gene cyp4v2a, whose product is annotated as cytochrome P450, family 4, subfamily V, member 2a. Gene Ontology annotation, molecular function: monooxygenase activity; iron ion binding; oxidoreductase activity, acting on paired donors, with incorporation or reduction of molecular oxygen. The record is from RefSeq and is a predicted model, not a curated record. Bases 103 to 1650 code for a protein of 515 amino acids. Lineage: Eukaryota; Metazoa; Chordata; Actinopteri; Perciformes; Percidae. The transcript is spliced from 11 exons.